AUGGAAAAUUAUCAAUUUCAAAUUCAAGAUACCCUUAGCUAAAGUAAACAUUCAACACCUCAAUCUAAAAUGGAAAUAUUGGAAUAAUUUUAAUUUCUUUAAACUGAAACUCUCUUAUUUAUUAAUUUUGAAGAUUCUGAAGAAGAAAUUGAAUUCUCAAAAUAAAAAUAAAUUAAAACAUAAUUACUUGAAAGAAGAGCAUCCAUUUAGGAGUCUUAAUAAAGUUCAUUAAAAUCAAAUGAUCUUUAACCUGAUCAAGCAAAAAUCAAAUAAGCAGAUCAGUAAAUUUAAUAAAAACAAUAGUUAGCUUAAUAAUUAAAGAGAUCUAUGAAGAGAAGUCAAACUGCUUUUUAAAAAAAUUUUGGUCAAUUUCAAAAAUAAUAAGGAAUCAAACUAUUUGUAAAGCGACCUAAUUAGGUCAUUGUAAAUAAUUUUGAACAAAUAAGAAAAUAAAAAUCAAUUAUUACACAAAAUAUAGGCCAAAUUGGAAAAUAACAUCUUCGGACAAUUUAAGUUAAAUACUUUAAAACAAAUCUUUCAAAAGUUUUAUUUAUUGAAAAAGACAUGACAGCUAUUGAAUUUAUUGUACUAGCAUUAAAAGAAUAUAGUCUAGAAAGAAGGUUUGAUUAAAAUUUAUAUGAAUAUAAAAACUAUAGUCUUGCUUAUUAAUUAGAAACUCUUGAAGAUCAAAUGGAAAUUGAUGAAGAUCGUUUCAGAAAACCUCUUUAAAGAACUAAAAGCUUUGUUGAAAAAGAUGAGGAUAAUAUUGCUGCUAGAAGAGCCAGCUGCAAUGAAGUAUUAUAAAAAUAAUAAUUUAAAAGAGAGCCAUUUCAUCCAAGGUUGAGUAUUCUUUUGAAGAUAUUGAAGAUAAAACAAUUACUAUUGAUUAUCCAGCUGUUUUAAGUUGUAAAUAAGUAGAAAUUGUUGUUAAUUCUUCAUGUUAAAUUACGUUCGGUAUAGAUUUAUUAACUCUAAAAAAAACUUAUGAAUUAUUUCCUUAAUAUAUUAUCCUAUUGAUUGAAGAUGCACAAUCUUAGUCAAAUUAAUAAAUAAGAUGUUUAAAUACAUCAACAUUAUAAAAUGUUUUUGACUCACUUAACAAUGGUCCCAUUUAUAAAAGAUCUUUAUAAGAUUAUUAUUUAAGACUAAAGUACCCUUGUAUUCAUACUGAUAUUCUUCCAUUAUCGUUAAAUACUCCAAUUAAUGAAUUGCCAAUACAUUGGUUAGUUUUAGAAAAAAAGUAUAUUAUUGAAUCUUAAUAAUCUAAUCUCAUUGAUAUUAGUAAUAAAUUUUCUAAUUUCAAAUAAUAAAAUUAUUUAGAGGAAGGUUUAUUGUCUUAUAAUCCACAAGAUUCAGCAUUUAAAAUUGAAUCAAAACAUUAUUUGUCUUAAAUAUAUUCUUAUCAAGAAUUUCAACUAAUGCAAUAAAAAAAGAAAUAAUAAUUUUAAGUAAUACUGGGCAUUGAUUAUUUUGACAUACAAAUCAUCAAAGUAAAUCAAUAAAAUAACUAAUUUUCUCAUACUUCUUUGUUCUAGUGUAUAAAAAAUUAUAUUGUAGAAAUGUUCGAUAAUCAUAAGAAAUCAGAAAAAACUAUUAAAUUAAAGUCAAUUAAAAAGUGGUAUUUAGAUUUAAAAUAAUAUAAAUUUUAUUUCAUAUACAAGAAUUCGGUUUGUAAUUUUCAAUAACUAUGCUUUUUUCCACAAUAAAGUAAUGAUAAAAGAACCUAGGCUAAAUUUAAUAAUUAGUUUUUUGAAAUUUACAAAAAAUUAGAUAAAUUAUUGGAAGUUAGAAAAAAAUCAUUUAGGAAUAAAUGA
Molecule: messenger RNA, 1814 nt
Organism: Paramecium sonneborni
Lineage: Eukaryota; Ciliophora; Oligohymenophorea; Peniculida; Parameciidae
Source: the annotation of a GenBank genome assembly